CUUCCUCGUGGGACAAUGGAUCUGGUGCUUAGAACCAGGGAAGUGUUUGCUCUGAGGCUGACCCAGAGCUCUGACUUGAGUGUUCUGUGUGCUGCCACUGUAGCACAUAUCCCUGUGCUUGCUGAUGUCGCCUCGUUUUUCCAGGUUGAAAUCAAGGAAGCAGGUAGCAAUGUGCCAGGCAGCAACCCCGAAGAUGCGGCUUUCCAGACCCCUCUGACUCAGGAAUCCUGCUGCAAGUUUCCAUCGUCCCAGGAGGCAGAGGAAGCUUCCAGCUGCCCUCGGAAGAAAGACUCCAGUCCCAUGGGUGACACCUGCAGUGAACCCAGGACUGGUCAUCACUGUGGACCAUUACCAACUGAGUGCGUGCUGGUGAUCUGUCAGCUGAAAGGAGGUGCCCAGAUGCUCUGCAUAGACAACUGUGGCGCCAGGGAGCUCAAGGCACUCCAUCUGCUUCCUCAGUAUGACGACCAGAACAAUUUCCCACAGUCAGAUCUCCCUAAGCCAAUGACAACUUUAGUGGGAAGACUUCUGCCAGUACCAGCAAAGUUAAAUCUCAUCACACAGGUUGAUAAUGGAGCUCUCCCACCGACUGUCAAUGGAACUGCCUUCCCCUCAGGACCCACUAUGCAAGGCCCACCCAAAAUAGCUCUGGCUGGAUACUGUGACUGCUUUGCCAGCGGGGACUUCUGCAACAGCUGCAGCUGCAACAACCUACGCCAUGAGCUCGAGCGCUUCAAAGCCAUUAAGGCAUGUCUUGAUAGAAAUCCCGAAGCUUUCCAACCAAAAAUGGGGAAAGGCCGGCUGGGCGUGUCUAAGCUGCGGCACAGCAAAGGGUGCAGCUGUAAGCGCUCAGGCUGCCUGAAGAACUACUGCGAGUGCUAUGAGGCCAAAAUCAUGUGUUCUUCGAUUUGCAAAUGCAUUGCUUGCAAAAACUAUGAAGAAAGCCCAGAGCGAAAACUGCUGAUGAACACACCCCACUAUAUGGAGGCUGGGGACUUUGAAAGCAACCACCAUCUGUCCCCAGCCAAGUUCUCAGGACCUCUAAAACUGAGAAAAAAUAGGCAGAGCUUCUCCUGUAUCUCCUGGGAAGUAGUGGAGGCCACAUGUGCCUGCCUGCUGGCCCAGGGUGAGGAGGCAGAGCAAGAGCGCUGCUCUCCAAGCUUGGCUGAGCAGAUGGUCCUGGAGGAGUUCGGAAGAUGCCUGUCACAGAUUCUCCACAUCGAGUUCAAGUCCAAGGGGCUGAAAAUUGAGUAGAGUGCAAGCUGGUAAAGGGAAUGCCUGUGGCAAGCCUCAGCUUUGGGGAGUUUGCACCUAGGAAGGUGGUACCACGGGAGGGGCAUGAGGUCCCUGCAACAUGGCCAGGCCAGUCAACCAUGAGGUCUGAGCCAUCCCACUGUGUUGGAUCAGCCAGCCUGCUCCAGCCACCCUGAAGUACAGGCAGGCAGAAUUGUCCUGGGAGCUGGACACAGGCCCUCCUGUCCCCAAGGAGCCCCUCUGGGGACCCCCUGCCCUGCAUAAGAAAAGAGUGGCUUUCUGAUUGUUGUUAUAUGUUCGCUUUUCAAAUCGCUUAGUAGUUUUCCCAUUCGAGUUGUUAUGAGCCUUUAUGGAGGCUUUAAGUGUCCAAAGAUCAAGGCUCUGCAGGUACCCCAAGUCACAGGUCAGGUGACCAGCAGUGGUCUUCCAGGCCAGGCCUGUGACAGCGAGUGUGGUAAGGGGGUCAGGUGGGAGCUAAUUUUUCUGAAUUUCUGCUUGAAUUGAGAAAGCUGUCUCCUGUCCAACCCUCAUCCCAACCCUCAUCUCCACAAUUACUGUUACAUUGUGGCCAGCAAAACAGUUGCAGUGACCAGCUUGCAGACACCAGCAGGUGAAGCGGGCGAUUGUGCCCAUGCUUCGCGUUCUGUUGUGAGAGUGAACCUUUCCAGAUUCCCAGUUGGACCUAGGUUAGUAGUUGAAAAUAAAAAAAAAAUUGUCUCAAUAGCCA
Messenger RNA from Myodes glareolus (Bank vole), 1981 nucleotides. NCBI's taxonomy places the organism in Eukaryota, Metazoa, Chordata, Mammalia, Rodentia, Cricetidae. The record is from RefSeq and is a predicted model, not a curated record.